AUGUCUUCCUCAAGCGAAAGCAGCUUGUUCAACGUUAUCAUUGUUGGUGGAGGCAUUGCCGGAUUGUCCACGGCAAUUGCGUUGAGAGGACCCAAUCGAAAUAUCACUGUUUUGGAACAGAGUCACCUCAAUCGGGAGAUAGGUGCCACAAUAUCGCUCCAACCAAACGCUUCAAAGAUUGUUGAGAAGCAAUGGGGUCUUGAAGAAACCCUUGCCAAGAAGGGGUCUAUGGCCGACAGAGCUUUCCGUAUUUAUAACACAGAAGGGAAGUUGCAUGCCGAGAUCCCGUUUCAUUUGAAAAAGAGCUAUGGUGCAGAGCGAAUGAUCUAUCAUAGGGUCGAUCUCCAUGAUGCUCUAAAGUCUGCAGCAACAAAGGGCGAAGAUGGCAUCAACCCAGUCAAUAUUCGAACGGGCUGUGUAGUUCAGAAAUGCGAACCCGAAGCUGGAACUGUGAGACUUGAGUCUGGGGAAGUGCUUUCUGCAGACCUAAUCAUUGGGGCUGAUGGAAUCAAGAGCGUCCUUCGUCAAUCCAUCAUCGGAAGGGAAGCCCCCGCGAUACCGACCGGACUGUCUGCAUAUCGGCUGGUGAUUGACAGCUCUGAGCUGGAGCAGGACAAGGAUUUUACAUCCGUGAUAGAUCCAAGAGAGUCAUUCACAACCAUGAUCAUGGGACAUGAUCGACGGAUCAUCAUGGGCCCCGCCAGGAACGGAUCCAUCUACAGCAUUGUAGCUCUAGUACCAGAUGACCAAAUGCAAGAAAACGCCGAAGGCAAAUCGUGGACCACGAAGGGGGAUCCAAACAAACUUAGGGAGACGUUCGAUGUGUUCCCCAAGUGGGCCAAGGCCGUUUUCAAGAACUGCACGGAGGUUGGUCUGUGGCAGUUGCGUGACCUAGACCCAUUGGAUACUUGGCAUCACGGUAGAGCAAUCAUCAUCGGAGAUGCCGCGCAUCCCAUGCUUCCUACGCAAGGCCAAGGUGCCAGCCAGGCGAUCGAAGAUGCAGAAGCCCUUGGAGCGAUCUUUGCAGAUGUCGAGGGGAAGCCAACCAGGCUGGAAAUCGAAACCAGAUUGAAGGCAGUAUUUGACUGUCGUUAUGACAGGGCCACGCUUAUUCAGGGCUACAGUAGGCAAUCCGGUAAGCCGGCAACUGACAAGACCAGUAGCAAAAUCACAAUGAACCCGGCUGAGUUCAUGGACUACAACUGUACCUAUAACGGAGCUAGGGACUGGAUAAAGCGACAAGCUGAAGCCGAGCGAUUGACUCACGUGGGGGAAUCCAAAGAUGUAGGGCCAAUUUCCGUUGCGACGAAACAGAUGGCUACAAUUGCUUUGGGUAGCGAGUGA
Messenger RNA from Colletotrichum orchidophilum, 1344 nucleotides. RefSeq lists its product as uncharacterized. The record is from RefSeq and is a predicted model, not a curated record. Lineage: Eukaryota; Fungi; Ascomycota; Sordariomycetes; Glomerellales; Glomerellaceae. The transcript is spliced from 13 exons. Gene Ontology annotation, molecular function: FAD binding; monooxygenase activity. Bases 1 to 1344 code for a protein of 447 amino acids.